AUGGCAGAACAUCAAUCAAAAUUGAGUGCAACCCAAAGUGCUAUAGCAGGAGGUAUAUCUGGUGCAUUCACAAGAGCCAUUGCCCAGCCACUAGAUGUUUUAAAGGUCAGGUUUCAAUUGCAGCUUGAACCUAUCAAAACAGGAUCAAAAUACAGUUCAAUAUUACAAGCAGUAAGAUCUAUUAUUAAAGAAGAAGGUAUAACAACACUUUGGAGUGGUCAUAUCCCUGCUCAAUUAUUAUCAAUAUCAUAUGGAAUUAUACAGUUUGCAACAUAUGAAAAAUUAACACAAAUUUGUUGUCAAACUGAUCAACAGCUUUAUAAAACUCAUAAACAUUGGAUAAAUUUUUCAAAUGGUGCUAUUGCUGCCACUGCAGCUACAAUAUUUUCUUUUCCAUUAGACACAGUAAGGACAAGAUUAAUAGCUGAACAAAAAACUAAUAAGGUAUACAAAGGAUUCUCAAAUGCAUUUAUUAUGAUAAGUAAAAACGAAGGACCUAGGGCAUUGUAUAAAGGAAUAGUCCCUACAAUAGCUCAAGUUGCCCCUCACGCAGGCUUUGUAUCUAAAACAGCUAUAUAUCCAUUUGAUUUAAUUAAAAAAAGACUACAGAUUCAAGGUUUUCAACAACAUAGAAAGUAUUUUGGUAGACAAAUGUAUUGUAAUGGAGCUAUUCAUUGUAUAAAAUUAACUAUUUCAGAAGAAGGAUUUUUAGCAUUAUAUAAAGGAUUCGCACCCAGUAUUUUCAAAGCUGUCUUUGUUUCUGCAUUACAUUUUGCUGUGUAUGAUGAAAUAAAACAUCAUAUUUUAAAGUUGAGUGUU
Molecule: messenger RNA, 819 nt
Organism: Brenthis ino (lesser marbled fritillary)
Lineage: Eukaryota; Metazoa; Arthropoda; Insecta; Lepidoptera; Nymphalidae
Source: the annotation of a GenBank genome assembly